This is a messenger RNA of Echinostoma caproni, 4299 nucleotides long. Lineage: Eukaryota; Metazoa; Platyhelminthes; Trematoda; Plagiorchiida; Echinostomatidae. The record is from the annotation of a GenBank genome assembly.
AUGAAUGGGGAUGUGAUUGGUACACGGAACAACCGAAUCAAGCAACUCAAGGCGGCCGCAUUAUUUUUCGAUGCGACCGAACAGAACCAGACGAUGAUCUGUCCGGAUUGGAAUCGAUUUUCCAAACUGAACGCUUUGCGGAGCACGUUAUCGGCUCACAUACCCUCAACACAUUUGGUCCAUACCCACGUGACCGUGGAAGUGUUAAAUCAAUUGGGCGAUUUGGUGAGUAAGACAACCGACUACUAUGGUCAACUGGAAAUACGAAAAUCAUUGAUAUCCGUUUUGAAGAGGGCUCUCAGUCGGAUGGACGAGGGGAAACAAAGAGAACCGUAUUCAGCCUCUCCAUUGACGCAAUAUUUGACACUGUUUGCACAGCACAUGACACGUCUGUUAAAACAGUGUGUCGUCAGCCUGUGUGAGAUGCGAAAUAAACCUGUCGGUUCACGUAUCGAAUGGACCAUCAAGGACGAGGGUCAGACGCAUUACCGUUUGCUAAUGAACCGAGCCAGUAGUUCCCUGAUAGGUGAGUCACACUGGGUCGCCGCAACACCCGGUACCGGCUUGCCAAAACCGGAAUGGAAAGAUCCUUUGAUGGUGGAGGGACGGAGUAGAGAAUUGAACGUGAUUCGUUCGUACCUGUUCGGGACGGCCAAAACUCCCGGUCUUAUUUUUGGAACACCUGGAUCUGGUCGUUCGAGCAUUCUACGAUGGGCAGUGCAGCGGUUCAUGCGAUCCACGCCGAACACAAGCUCCAAUGAGAGCAAUGAUGUCAAAGAUCAAUCUCCCACUCCUAAGCGCAGUCCAGUUGUGAUUGUCUGCUGUGUCGGUCGAACAUGUCGAUCCAGCUCAUUACAGGCAUUUCUCGUUCGCAUGUUGGAAGAAAUCCUCAUUGAAUACGAAGAAACCGAACAGAGCGGAUUAAAUAUUGGUCUGGGUACUUUGUGUGAAUAUGCGGAGGCCGUAUAUGCUUUCCAACGCGUGCUUACUUUGGUCACCGCAGAAAAGCCACUCCUGAUAGUUUUGGACGACAUUGAUGCUGCCUAUCCACAAGAGCAUAUUGAACAGUUUCGUUGGCUUCCUCAAAAACUCCCAUCUCAGCAUAUUCGUAUGCUAAUGACCACUUGUUCCGAAAGUGUUGUUCAAGGAUUUACCAACCGAUUUGGCACCGGAUGCUGCAUCAAUCUAGCUCCUUGUUUUGAUUCGGUUCGUUUUUCCACCAAUCUUUUACCUCAGUGGAUAAGCAAUCGAGCACAAUCGAAGCAGUGCAAACUGAGCACGAAACAGGAGGAACUGGUAAGUGAGGCGGUUAGUCAGAACAUGAGUCCAUACUAUUUGGACACGAUAGCUGAUAUUAUGGCAGAUAUACAGGACUAUCCGGACGAAGUGGAUAUAUUGCCGGAUCGAUUGUCCGGUGAUUUGUCUGAAUUAUACACCAUUCGGCUCAAACAACUCUAUCGCGUCCGGUUGGGUCGAACAGCGGUUCUUCGUGCUCUGUUUCGAAUGAGUGCAUACAUCGCUUGCUCUCGUAUUGGACUAACUCUUGUCGAACUGCUUGACCUGCUUCAGGCGGAUAAAGAGGUGCAAACUGAAUGUAGACGAGCAGGACCAUCUGGUACUGAAUUGAGUCGUUUCCCUACCGGGUGUCUGCUCGAAUUUCUCCAUCGUCCCGAAUUGGGUUUCGCCAAAUAUUUCAUCGUGAUUCAUACGGAAAGUCGAAGUGUGAUUGCCUUUCGGUCGAGCGCGAUGCGUCGAGGUGCUUUGGGAUUUUGGACAGCAUCCGUGAAAACCGGUAUAAGUGAUGGACCGAAUGAAAACGGAGAUGAUGACCAGACAGCCACGGAAACAGAUUUCGAUCCGAAACAACAACAACAACAACAACAACAACAACAACAACAACAACAACAACAACAGCCCCAAUCACAACCUCAAACACAACAGCAGCAGGCUCGUAGAAAUCAGUCAGGUGUGGCUAAAAUACGACGAUUUCAUAAUACUUUGGCGGAUUAUUGGAAAGGGGUAGUGAUCAGUACAUAUAACUCGGAGGGAACAGUGGAACAUGGAUCUACUUAUGGCACCUCCAACAAUUUCAAUACUCGUUAUUUUUGGGAAUGCUUGCGUGACAUUUCUUUGCCUAAACAGAACCAAGGCAAAUCCACACCGGGUGAGAGUGUCCAACGCAUCUGGUUUUGUCAUUGUCGGCGAUUGACGGAGUUACCCUUUCAAUUACUGCAAUGCGGAUCGGAACGAGUGAAAGAACUGUAUCGAAAUGUACUAUUUUCCAUAGAUUACAUGGUAGGAAAAUUACUCUACACGCAUCAUACAAACGACCUGAUCGCUGAGUUGUAUUACCUAAGACAACUAAACGAAGUUCGGGCUUGUGAUGAAUUGAACUACAUGCUGACUUUGUUGCGAACCCUAACGCAAUGCCUCACUCAGUCACCUUCGUUACUCGGUGUGGAAUUAGCAGGGCGUAUUGGACAUUUGGUCGGUUCGGAUUAUCCCUUAUUGGGACGUGUUCUGCUCUCCAGUAUAGACCAAUCUGCCUCUGAAUACAAUUGUCUAGUACCCCUAAUUACCACAUGCUACACUCCAGUACUCCAUCCGGAACGCCUGACUGUACGCUACACAAAUCCGGACUCGCAAAGCUUGAUCGUCUUAACACCAGAUCAACGGUUCCUAUUUACUCUUAGCCCCACAUUUUCUGAUACCAAUGCAGAAGUGAUACUUACCCUGUGGGACGUGAUCACGUUGACUAAAUCCACUGUGGUCAGUAUCGGUAGUUGGCCCGGUCGUCAUUUUCUAAGCGCACAUUUUCCCGCACAAAUAAAUCAUCUCGUCCUGGUACAAUACUUAAAUGAAGAGACUAGUGAAUAUGGCUAUGUGGUGGUCGAUCUUGACUCAGGCUCCAUUGAUGGUGAAAUUAAGCUACCCAACCAGAUUCGCCCGGAAAUGAUCAGUCUGACACGUAGCAGUGCUUUGAUUGCCGAAUGGGAUCAAAUCCUGGAGACCACCAAACCAGAUAAUGUAAGAAUUGAACCUUGUGCGACGGCCACAGUCUAUUCGCUGAAUACACUUAACCUUCAGACAAAGCACCUCGCGCGAAUUCCCACACCAUGCCAUGUUCUACCACGUGAACGAUUCUGUAUUGGACCGUCUCAUUGGAUCUAUACUGGACAGUCAACCAGCGAGAAAAUGACCAGUUCCUCCAACACAGCCACAAGGGACAAACGAGCAAACUGGUUACAGGUGCGACAAUUUCACACGCCGGGAAAAGUGGCCGCUUGGCUUGACUGCCCCUAUCCGCCUGUGGUGAUACAAAGUAACCUGCCAAGUGAACUGGUUUACGUGGGAUGUUCCCGAUUUGGACAUAUUUGUCGAUUCGAUUUAACUCAGGUCACACAGAAAGGAGUUCGCCGCUUGCCACCCACAUUGGAAUUGAGCUUGGACGUUGGUGUACGUAAACUGUUGUCGCUAGAGGAGGGAAUGGCAAUCACCAAUGUGGUUCCACCGCAACUGGCAUGGGACGUGGAUACAAUCAAGCGUGUCUUACAAUUCAGACAGGUAAUACAAGCUGUACGCAUGUACAUGACUCCGGAUGAUCGAUAUCUGGCUGUGCUAUACCAGGUGACUGACAGUCAGUACGUGAUUGGAAUUUGGCAGUUGACGCAACGUUUGCUAAUAGCCGCAUUACAUGCUCAUCAGAAUAGUCAAAUUCGUUUCGGGAUCGAUGUGACAGGCACGAUACUGCUGCAUUUUCUACCACAUGGUUCAAAUUCCCGAUGGUUAGAAGUGGUUGAACUUGCCGUGAAGCCACAGAUCUCAGCAAAACCUCCUGGUGGUGCGAUCAACGCGAAUUCCACCACUGGUUUGACAAAAGUGCUAGGUUCAACAGCUAUUAGCGGACCUCGAAUUCAACGAUUCACCAUAUUUGAGUCUUCCCUUGCCGACGCAUACCUAGUUCGAGGUGGCAAUCUACUCCUCGUCUCCAACGAAGAACUAACCCUCACUUCAUUGAAAGUUCUGACCGCAUUGACACGUAGUUCCUCCACACCUGAAUCCGAACUGGCCGAAGCGUUUGCGAACAACGCAAAGUAUCACGAUCAGGUUAGCAUCAUCUAUUCAUCCGAUCCCGGUCGAAAUGUGAUUUUCAAUUAUUACAAUCUUGUCACUCAACGUGUUAUUCGAGUGACUGGGGACAAGCGUAGCUCUCCGGAUGAGAAGUGCAACUUAUUUUUCCGUGAGCCACUUUUGGAGGACUAUCCGUUUCAAAGUCACAUGAGUGAUGACGGUCGAUUU